Closterium sp. Naga37s-1 is the source of this 1137-nucleotide messenger RNA. Lineage: Eukaryota; Viridiplantae; Streptophyta; Zygnematophyceae; Desmidiales; Closteriaceae. The record is from the annotation of a GenBank genome assembly.
AUGACGCUGUUGGGAGGUCCGCGCAGGGGUUACGUGCCUGUUAGGAGGCGGAAUCCCAGCGGCGGUCUCCAAUCGAGUCGCCAGAUUAGCCCGAGUGACGGCACCCGCCACCGUCAACUGCGCGAUCGCGACAGGCAGGCUGAGGAGGAGGAUGGCGAGGCUGGCAUGACCGAAGCUGGAGUGACCGAGGCUGGGCAAUCCAAAACAAGCCCCGACCUGUACUAUAACGGAGGGCCUGUUAUCGCGGAUCCGGUCGUCUACCUCAUCUACUACGGCACGUGGCCUGAGAAUUCCGGAGCUGCCAUUAUCGAUAAUUUCGUGCAGUCGCUGGGAGGGAACGCGAGCAGGCAGGGAGGGCCGAGGGGUGAGAGCAGCGUGAGCGGCUGGUGGGCGAUCACCACGCAUUACUUUAUGACACGGGCUGACCGCAAGCUGGCGUACGUCACUCCUAAGGUUCGGUUUGGAGGUUCGGUAGUGGAUCAGGGCUCCAUCGGCCAUUCCUUCUCCGACACCGAGAUUGCCAGGAUUGUCGAUCGCAACGUGGGCAAGGCCAACUUUGUCGAUCGCAACGUGGGCAAGGCCAACCGGCUGCCGUCCGAUCCGAACGGGAUCUACAUCGUGGUCACGAGUGCUGACGUGGAUGUGUGGGAGUUCAGCCGCUGCAGCUAUUGCGGGUGGCAUGCACAGAUGAUGGACAUGCGCACUGGCAGCCCCAUAGUGUAUGCAUUUGUGGGGCACCACUCGCUGUGCUGCCAGUACAGCAACUCCUCCCCCAACGGACUACCAGCCAUAGACAGCAUGGUGAGCACCAUUGCCCACGAAAUCACCGAGGCUGCUGCUGACCCCUCCUGCCUGCUUAACCCUCGCAUUUCCCUGCCACCCCCCCUGUCCCUCAAAUCCCACCCCAUCCCACCCUGGCCGCUCCUCCCCUACCGGGCUGCCAGCCAUAGACAGCAUGCAAUAGACAGCAUGCUCUGCCGCCCCAAGCUCAGCCGCCCCAAGCUCUGCUGCCCCAAGCUCUGCCGCUCCAAGCUCCGCUGCUCCAAGCUCUGCUGCCCCAAGCUCUGCCGCCCCAAGCUCCGCUGCUCCAAGCUCUGCCGCCCCGAGCUCUGCCGCCCCAAGCUCUGCUGCCCCUAG